AUGUCCAAGCCGGUAGACCACGUCAAGCGGCCCAUGAACGCCUUCAUGGUGUGGUCCCGGGCCCAGCGGCGCAAAAUGGCCCAGGAGAACCCCAAGAUGCACAACUCAGAGAUUAGCAAGCGAUUGGGGGCCGAGUGGAAACUGCUCACGGAGUCGGAGAAGCGACCCUUCAUAGAUGAGGCGAAGCGCUUGCGGGCCAUGCACAUGAAGGAGCAUCCCGACUACAAGUACCGGCCACGCCGAAAGCCCAAGACUCUGCUCAAGAAAGACAAGUUCGCCUUCCCCGUGCCCUACGGCCUGGGUGGCGUGGGAGAUCCGGAGCACCACGGGCUGAAGGCGGGAGGCGGGCUGCACGGGGGCGCUGGGGGUGGGCUAGUGCCCGAGUCCUUGCUUGCCAACCCGGAGAAAGCCGCUGCUGCUGCGGCCGCGGCCGCCGCGCGCGUUUUUUUCCCGCAGUCUGCCGCAGCGGCCGCAGCGGCUGCCGCCGCGGCAGCCAGCAGCCCCUACUCUUUGCUGGACCUGGGCUCUAAAAUGGCAGAGAUCUCCUCGUCCUCCUCGGGGCUCCCCUAUGCGUCCUCGCUGGGCUACCCGACGGCCGGCGCCGGUGCCUUCCACGGGGCCGCAGCCGCAGCUGCAGCCGCCGCCGCCGCCGCCGGGGGGCACACGCACUCGCACCCUAGCCCCGGCAACCCAGGCUACAUGAUCCCGUGCAACUGCAGCGCCUGGCCAAGCCCGGGACUCCAGCCGCCUCUCGCCUACAUCCUGUUGCCUGGCAUGGGCAAACCUCAGCUGGACCCUUACCCUGCAGCCUACGCCGCGGCGUUAUGA
Messenger RNA from Gracilinanus agilis (Agile Gracile Mouse Opossum), 828 nucleotides. RefSeq names its product SRY-box transcription factor 21 (gene SOX21). Gene Ontology annotation, molecular function: RNA polymerase II cis-regulatory region sequence-specific DNA binding; DNA-binding transcription factor activity, RNA polymerase II-specific. The coding region runs from base 1 to 828 and encodes 275 amino acids. Gene Ontology annotation, biological process: regulation of DNA-templated transcription; anatomical structure morphogenesis; cell differentiation. NCBI's taxonomy places the organism in Eukaryota, Metazoa, Chordata, Mammalia, Didelphimorphia, Didelphidae. The record is from RefSeq and is a predicted model, not a curated record. The transcript has a single exon.